Molecule: messenger RNA, 2070 nt
Organism: Triplophysa dalaica
Lineage: Eukaryota; Metazoa; Chordata; Actinopteri; Cypriniformes; Nemacheilidae
Gene: g3bp1
Product: GTPase activating protein (SH3 domain) binding protein 1
Exons: 12
Coding region: 176-1606 (476 amino acids)
Cellular component (GO): cytosol; ribonucleoprotein complex
Molecular function (GO): mRNA binding
Source: RefSeq, a predicted model, not a curated record
UGACUUAGACGCAGCUAAUGUAAAACCGGCAAUUCGCCACACACGCUGCUGUUGCCAGUAUCUGAGCUAAAGUCUCACAGCUACCGGCACGGGAGGUGGUUACUUCAAAAUCACAUCGAACUCAACCUCAAACAUAUUAUCGAUUCUAUCCUGUUGAAACCAGUUGACCAAAGAAAUGGUGAUGGAGAAGCCAAGUGCCCAGCUUGUCGGGCGAGAGUUUGUCCGACAGUACUACACCCUGCUGAACCAGGCGCCCGAUUACCUUCACAGGUUUUAUGGCAAGAACUCGUCUUACGUUCAUGGGGGUCUGGACAGUAAUGGCAAACACGCUGAAGCUGUCUUCGGCCAGUCUGAAAUCCAUAAGAAGGUAAUGGCUCUGAGUUUCCGGGAUUGCCACACUAAGAUAAGGCAUGUGGAUGCCCAUGCCACUCUGAAUGAGGGAGUGGUGGUGCAAGUCAUGGGCGAGCUGUCCAAUAACAUGCAGCCCAUGAGGAAGUUCAUGCAGACGUUUGUUCUGGCGCCUGAGGGCACUGUUGCGAAUAAGUUCUACGUGCACAAUGAUAUUUUCCGGUACCAGGAUGAAGUUUUUGGCGACUCCGACUCCGAUGCUCCUGAGGAGUCUGAGGAGGAUGUGGAGGAGCUGGAGCGGGUCCACUCACCUGAGGUGGUCCAGGAUGAGCCUUCCGGAUACUAUGAACACCCACCAUGUGUUGAGCCAGAGGGGCCACAAGAGGAGGUAGCGGUGACCCCAGAGCCACAGCCUGAGCCAGAAGAAGACGUGGAGUCUGAGCCAACAGCUGUAGAGCUGAAACCGGAGCACGUCAGUCAACCCGAGACUCAUGCCGAGGAAAAGAGUCAAAGAGCUCCCGCUUCACCCACUCCUGCUGACACUGCACCCACCAUGCCAGAGGACAGCCGCCGGCCGUCCUCAUGGGCUUCAGUCACAAGCAAGAAUCUCCCACCAGGAGGAGUGGUCCCUGUGACAGGAGUCCCUCCACAUGUUGUCAGAGUUCCCUCUGCUCAGCCACGUGUAGAGGUGAAAGCAGAAACACAGACCACAGCACAGAGACCCGUGAGAGACCAGAGACCACGCGACCAAAGGCCAGGACCGUCUCCAGCUCAACGAACACCUAGACCAGUGCGGGAGGGGGAGAGCGGUGAGUCAGAGGUGAGGAGAGCAGUCCGGUACCCUGACAGCCAUCAGCUCUUUGUUGGAAACGUGCCUCACGACGUGGACAAGACUGAACUCAAGGAUUUCUUUGAACAAUAUGGAACAGUCCUGGAGUUGAGGAUCAACAGCGGUGGCAAGCUGCCUAACUUUGGAUUUGUGGUAUUUGACGAUUCUGAGCCAGUGCAGAAGAUUCUCAGCAAUCGGCCCAUUAAGCUGCGAGGAGACGUCCGACUCAACGUGGAGGAGAAAAAGACCCGCUCUGCCCGUGAAGGUGACCGGCGAGACAUCCGCCCCAGAGGCCCCGGUGGACCGCGAGACAGGAUAGGCGGUUCAAGGGGACCACCCACCCGUGGAGGCACGGCUCCGAAACCUAGUUUCGGAGCCAGUCGCGGCACAGGAUCCAGCGAGGCCCGCUACACGGGACCACGUCAGUGAGGCAGCUUCAACGUCAUUCGCUGCUGAUGCAAGUCACCCUGGUUCACACAGAUGGCUUCCCUUGUUCCCAGUCUACAUCCCCCCCCACUCCAGGACCCGGAGUGUGAAUUCUUUAUCUGGACUCUUCCUUUUAUUUCUGAGUUUGAACUUGAAUUUGUUGUAAAAAAACAAAACUACUUGAAUUGGGGAAGGAGAAACCUGGCUUUUCGUUCUCUCCCUGUUUCUUAAAGGAACGUGUUUUUACUGCUUGGGCAAUCCUGUGUAUUGCUAGCACCCGCUUUCAGGUCAAGUGCAAGUAUGGUUUUAUUUGGAAUUGUUGCCAAGUCGAAUCAUGGUUGUGUGUGAGUGACUAUCUAGCAUGUAAAGAAUCCUGUUUGCCUUCUACUGUUGCACUUCAUCAAGAAUGACAACAUUUUAACAACUCCACUGAUGAGAGAACAAAAUAAACUAUGUACUAUUUUGAA